AUGGGUAGGAUUAGAGCAAAGGGAAAGAAGCUGGCUGUCAUUAACCAAGAUGAUCCAGGAAGUGCUGAGGAAGAAAAAACUCGUGCACAGAAGAGAAGGGGGAGGCCUCAGAAAUCACUUAUCGAUGACAUAGACGAAGAAGAAGCUGAGAAUAUAGAAAAUGAAGAGAGUGAGGACACAACAAAUAAUGUAUUGGGCAAUGAAACAAAAAGUUCGACUGCAUCACAGUAUAGGAAGAAAAGAAAACGAAAUUCUCAGGUGAAGGAGAAAGUUGAUUCCGUGAAAGAGAAAAAUGGAAAUGGAACCACAUCGAGCACGGAGGAGUCGAACAAAUCGAAUGGAUUUCGUCGCAAUGGGAAUAGACGAAAAAACAAACCUUGUCGAGCUCCUGAAGCAGGUGUUGAUUACAACUGA
Molecule: messenger RNA, 414 nt
Organism: Fraxinus pennsylvanica
Lineage: Eukaryota; Viridiplantae; Streptophyta; Magnoliopsida; Lamiales; Oleaceae
Source: the annotation of a GenBank genome assembly